CAUAUGUGGUGAGCAUGGCUUCCACUAAAAACAAAAUUGAUUCAGGAGAACGCUCAAGUGCGCCAAAGGAUACAACCAAAACUGACAGUGUGCCUCCUACCGGGACGCCGAAAUUAAUUGGGGGAGUGUUCCUGGCUACGGUGGCAGGUCUGUCCAUACUGGGCGGUUUCGGGAUGACGGUUGCCAUGGCAAAGAAGAAAGAUCCCAACAUGUUCAAUAAAGGCAUGAUAGCAACUCGUGAGUUGCCGGAGAGUGGAAGCUCGCUGGCUGCCAGGGCGCUGGCAUGGGGGAGCUUCUACUCCAUGAUGGGUGUGGGUCUGUUCUCCUUCACUGUCUGGAAGCUCAUGGGGGUACACAAUAUGAAAGAAUUCACAGCCAAGAUGCAGUCAAUAAUGCCUAAAAUUCCAAAGAAAGAAAGUCAAGGUCGCACUGAAUUCAGUUCCAUAAGGGAACUAUUUGAAUAUCUCAUUGAUGAAGAUAAGAAGUCCGACAAGAAAUCCUAGCACUCUACCAUGGUGAACAUUAUGGAGAGAGGAACAUAAUGAACAGACAGGCACCCAUUAGAGGGGUCACACAGCCUGGACCAACUCUGGUCACCUUUCAUAGGAUCGUGAUCCAGCCAAGUGAUCCAUCCUGCACAACAAUGUGAUCCAUCAUGUGAUCCAGCCUUGGGAUUCAUGAAUCCAUGGGAUAAGGCAGUGUGAUCCAAGCGAUAAGGAAAGAUUUAGAUUGCCAGAGAACAGAGGAUGUGGCUUGUUGCCUCGGUGUCUCUUCAGGAGUCUAUGUUAUGAAGAAAUGUUGUGCCACCUUAGAACACUGACUUGCGCACAGCUAUAUGUGAGGGCAUAUGUGGAGAUAACAUUCUCGAAAAUUUCUCUCUCUCACUCACUCAUUGCAUUAACUCCAAACCUUAGAGGGAUCUUUCACAUCCUAAAGUCUAUAAUUUAUUUCAGCAUUGGCAAAUUGUUUGAUACUUUGAACAAAUAGAUACAGUGUCGUGGUCACUGUAGUCAGCAACAUUCCGACGAUAACAUCAUGUCAAAUCUUAACUCUGGGUCGGCGAACACAGUGGAUGUUACCCGAAAAGGGAUCCAUGCUGUCAAGAUUUGUUGACACAAUCGUCCAGGUGACAUGUUGUAACAACCUGGUCUUUAUACACACUUGUGAAGGGUUAGAAUUGGUCUUCAGCAACCCAUGCUUGUGAUAAGAGGCAACUAAUCUGAUUGGGUGACUUGGUUUACACAUGUCGUUGUAUCCCAGUUGCAUAGAUUGAUGCUCAUGUUGUCAAUCACUGGAUUGUCUGGUUCAGACUCUACAGACUGAUGUGGUAGAGCUGAUAUACUGAGUGCAGUGAAUUUAUACAAAUAUAUUUAGUUCAGUGAGUAAAAAAUAUGAAAAUACAAGAUUUCCUAAAAAUGUUAUUCAUGUGGGAGGAAAAAUGGAGCAUGGGGAAUACUAGCAGAAACAAAUGUAGACUUACCUCCUUCUGUCAUAGGGCUGAAUCUUCCAAUCUAUUUUAUAAUUUGUUUUGAAGCUUUUGAGAUACAUUUUCAACAGGUUUAAUAUGUCUCUAUUGAUAGCAACAGAAAAUGAGUUUAAAUAUUUUUUAUUUAUUCAUGUUGACAGAUAUGUUUUGUUAGUGCAUAGUGUCACAUACAUGUGUGCAGUGCCUGAGUAUAGAUUGCUGGGAUGGACGUCCACAUAGUGCAAAAUGUGAUAUGGAAAAUGUGAUGUAUCUGAAACAGCCUGGAGUUGACAUGUGAACUGUGAUUACAUCACUUUAAUUCUAGUUAUUGAAAUAAACUAAUUUUGUACA
Molecule: messenger RNA, 1816 nt
Organism: Haliotis rubra (blacklip abalone)
Lineage: Eukaryota; Metazoa; Mollusca; Gastropoda; Lepetellida; Haliotidae
Product: transmembrane protein 242-like
Exons: 4
Coding region: 15-503 (162 amino acids)
Source: RefSeq, a predicted model, not a curated record